Camelina sativa (false flax) is the source of this 793-nucleotide messenger RNA. Lineage: Eukaryota; Viridiplantae; Streptophyta; Magnoliopsida; Brassicales; Brassicaceae. The record is from RefSeq and is a predicted model, not a curated record.
UCGGCACGUGGCUUAGCUUUCAUCCACGGUUCGUGUAAAAACAUGAAGCUUACACACGGUGAUAUCAAAUCCACCAAUGUCCUACUCGACAGAUCAGGCAAUGCUCGUGUUUCUGAUUUCGGGCUAUCUAUGUUCGCCCCAUCGCAAACCAUUGCUAAAUCCAACGGCUACCGUGCACCGGAGCUGAUGGAUGGCCGAAAACACACUCAGAAGUCCGAUGUUUACUCAUUUGGAGUGCUUCUUUUGGAGAUUCUCACCGGAAAAUGUCCUAAUAUGGUUGAAACUUGUCACUCUGGCGGUGCGGGUGGGGCGGUGGAUUUACCGAGAUGGGUCCAAUCGGUUGUGAGAGAGGAGUGGACGGCUGAAGUGUUUGAUUUGGAGCUGAUGAGGUAUAAGGAUAUAGAGGAAGAGAUGGUGGGGUUGUUGCAGAUUGCUAUGGCAUGCACCGCGGUUGCGGCUGAUCACCGUCCAAAGAUGAGUCAUGUUGUGAAGUUGAUAGAGGAUAUACGUGGUGGUGGCUCUGAGGCCUCGCCGGGAAACGAUGGGAUCAAUUCUGCGGUGGACUCGCCAUGCUUGUCCGAGGACACGUGCGGUGGGACUACUAGUCAGUAGUAAGAUUUGUUUACUACAAAAAAUGUAAAUCACGUGCCUAGAAUCUCAACUUUUGUCAUUCUUCUAGAGUCGUAGGCUUUGGUUUUUGUUUGUUUCGUUUUUGUUUGUAAUGAGAUAAUUAUGUGAGUCUCUCUAGUGUUUUUGAAUUAGGGGUAAAUUAAAUUUCAAUGCUAUUCUGAUA